This is a messenger RNA of Mesorhabditis spiculigera, 573 nucleotides long. NCBI's taxonomy places the organism in Eukaryota, Metazoa, Nematoda, Chromadorea, Rhabditida, Rhabditidae. The record is from the annotation of a GenBank genome assembly.
AUGCGAUGGGAGGUGGCCAUCCAUCCACCACCCCUCGAUGUUCUCGUCAAAAAUACGGGGUUCGACCGCAUGUGGCUGAAGUACAUGUACGGACGGUUUAAAAAUGAAUGCCCCAGCGGCCGGAUGAAAGAAGCGGAAUUCAAGCGAAUCUUUGCGCUAAUAAUCGCCCCGGAACGCGCAUCCGAUCAAUAUUUGGGUCGUAUGUUUCGCGCCUUUUCCAAUGGCCACGAGGAGAACGCGAUGAUCACGUUUUCGAGUCUUAUCCACAGUCUCUCUUUCUCUUCCCGUGAUACCCCAGAAGCGAAUGCCGAGUGGACGAUCAGAAUCGUCACCGGAAGUCGCGACAAGACGGCCUUUAAUUUGGCGGAAUUCUCGGACUUUGCGCAGACGGUGUUCGCGCUGCAGGAGGGGCGGACGACGGUUGCUGAUGAUAGAGGAGACAAAGAGACCGUCGAACAGAGGGCAUUUACUAUAUUUAAGGAAUUAGACGCGGACGGCGACGGGCUGGUCGAUACCGUGGAGAUGGCCCGCUUUUUUCAGCGUUUGGAGGAGCGGCAGAGGACCGAGUAUCUU